AAAAUCCAAGAACUAGAGUUGUGCAUCAUCGGAACAAAUUGCCAACAGAAAAGAACCAAAAAGGCAAGAAACACUACUACUGUAAUUCCUUCAUAUCUGUCUUAAAAUAUAUAUAACAAAUAAUAAAAACCAAAAGAACCCCAUCUGCAUCUCACUCACAUCUCUUUCUCUCUUAAAGAUUAACAGCAAACUUCUGCAGAUCCAGAUCUUAAUAAAACACUAAAUAAAAUUAAAAAAAAAUAAUAUUAUAGUACUAAAUUAAAUCAAAUUAAAGUUUCUCUUGGAUCCAGAUCUUCUGGCCUUUUCCUCUAUAAACAAAACAUGCCUCAACAAUCCCAAAGGAAAACUGAUCAUUUCAUUCAUUCAUUCAUCUCUGUUCAUAUGCUCUCUCUUUCUCUUGGGGUCUCAACCCAACCCAGAAACAAACCAUUAUGCCUCCUGCAGCAAUGCCUGCACCCUUAAGAAAUCCCUUCCCACUUUUUUCUUUCUUCUUGUUAAUAAACUAUCUUUUCCUUUUCUUCUUUUCUCCUUUCUGCUACUCCAUUGAUGUACAGGGCCAAGCUCUUUUGACAUGGAAAAACAGUUUAAACAACUCCAAAGACAUAUUGAAUUCAUGGAAUGGUUUGGACCAGAAUCCCUGCAAAUGGGGUGGGAUACAGUGCAAUUCAAAAGCCCAAGUUGUGCAGAUAAGCUUGAGAUCAUUAGACUUGCAGGGUCCAUUGCCUUCAAAUUUGCAGCCACUCACCGCAUUGAACACACUCAUCAUUUCAUCAUCCAAUGUAACAGGAACAAUCCCAAGGGAAUUUGGAGAUUAUCUUGAGCUCACUGUCAUGGAUAUCAGUGACAAUUCCAUCUCAGGUGUGAUCCCAGUGGAAAUCUGCAACCUAAAAAAGCUUCAAACUUUGAAUCUCAACACCAAUUACCUUGAAGGCAGCAUUCCUGAUGACAUUGGGAACUUGUCAGCUCUCAAAGUUCUUACUCUCUUUGACAAUCAGCUCAGUGGUGAAAUCCCAAAGAGUAUAGGAAAAUUGAGCAACCUUGAAGUUUUCAGAGCUGGUGGCAACCAAAAUCUCAAAGGCAGUUUGCCUUCUGAGAUUGGAAGCUGCAGCAAUUUGGUUACGUUAGGCCUUGCUGAAACUGGGAUUUCUGGCACUUUGCCAUCUUCCAUUGGGAUGCUGCAAAAAGUUCAAACAAUUGCCAUUUAUACAUCUCAGUUAUCAGGGCCCAUCCCAGAAGAGAUUGGUAACUGUUCUGAGCUGCAGAAUCUGUAUUUGUAUCAGAAUUCCUUGUCUGGCUCUAUACCCCAGCAAAUAGGGAAUUUGAAAAAGCUUCAGAAUCUUUUACUGUGGCAGAACAGUCUGGUGGGUUCAAUCCCAUUUGAGCUUGGAAACUGCAAGGAUCUCAAAGUGAUUGAUUUAUCAGAAAAUCUUUUAACAGGGAGGAUUCCUUCAAGCUUGGGAGGUCUUUCCAAGCUGGACGGCUUGCAGUUGAGUGUCAAUCAGUUAACAGGUACUAUACCUCCUGAAAUCUCAAACUGUACAGCUUUGACUCAUUUGGAAAUAGACAACAAUCUCAUCUCAGGGGAGAUUCCAAUCCAAAUAGGCCAAUUAAAGAGCUUGAAUCUUUUUUUUGCAUGGCAGAAUAAUCUGACUGGCAUUAUUCCAGAGUCCUUAUCUGAAUGUGAGAGUUUACAAGCUCUUGAUCUUUCUUACAACCUUCUUUCAGGUCCAAUUCCUAAAAAGAUCUUUGCUUUGCAAAACCUAACAAAACUUUUGCUUCUUUCCAAUGAAUUAUCAGGCACUUUACCGUCUGAUAUUGGGAAUUGUACUAACUUGUAUAGGUUUAGAGUGAGUAAUAACAGGCUAGGGGGGACUAUUCCUUCUGAAAUUGGAAAUCUGAGAAAUUUGAAUUUUGUUGAUAUGAGCGGUAACCAUUUUUUAGGGGAAAUCCCACCCUCAAUAUCUGGUUGUCAAAACCUUGAGUUUCUUGAUCUCCAUUCAAAUGCAAUAUCUGGUUCUUUGCCAGAUACUAUGCCUAAAAGCCUGCAGUUUUUAGACAUCUCUGAUAAUGCCCUUACAGGUUCUUUAAGUCAUUCCAUUGGGUCAUUAACAGAGUUGACUAAACUCAUUCUGGCUAAAAACCAACUUUCUGGUAAAAUUCCCUCUGAAAUCCUGUCCUGCAGUAAGCUGCAAUUGCUUGAUCUGGGGAACAAUGGUUUCUCUGGUGACAUACCCAAAGAAUUAGGCCAAAUUUCAUCACUUGAAAUCUCCUUAAAUCUCAGCUGCAACCAGUUUACAGGCAAAAUUCCAAAAGAAUUUUCAGGUCUUGACAGACUAGCCAUCCUUGAUGUCUCCCACAACCAGCUUUCAGGGAAAUUGGACAUUCUUGCCAACCUUCAGAACCUUGUUUCUCUCAACAUCUCAUAUAACUCCUUCUCAGGAGAAUUGCCUGACACCCCGUUUUUCCGUAAACUUCCCCUGAAUGAUCUCACUGGAAACCAGGCUCUGUACAUAGCUGGAGGUGUGAUAAAUCCAGCAUCUGCUGGACAUGCAAAAUCAACUAUGAAACUAGCAAUGCCAAUUCUCGUCAGCGCUAGCGCAGUCCUAGUACUACUUGCAGUUUACAUGCUAGUCAGAACUCGAAUUGCCAGCAGAAAGCAGAUGGAAGUUGACACUUGGGAAAUGACCUUAUAUCAAAAGAUGGAGUUUUCAAUGGAUGACAUAGUCCGGAAUCUAACAUCUGCUAAUGUCAUUGGGACUGGAAGCUCUGGUGUAGUGUACCGGGUAACUAUCCCAAAUGGCGAAAAGACAUUAGCAAUCAAGAAAAUGUGGUCAUCAGAUGAAUCACAUUCAGGAGCCUUUGCGUCAGAGAUUAAGACAUUGGGUUCAAUCCGGCACAAGAAUAUAGUUCGCCUCCUAGGAUGGGGUUCAAAUCAGACAAUGAAGCUGCUUUUCUAUGACUAUUAUUCAAAUGGCAGUUUGAGUUCACUCUUGCAUGGUGCUGGAAAGGGGGCAGCAGAAUGGGAGACAAGAUAUGAGAUAAUUCUUGGCAUUGCUCAUGCACUUGCGUAUUUACACCAUGAUUGUGUGCCUCCGAUCAUGCAUGGAGAUGUGAAGGCCAUGAAUGUUCUUUUAGGCCCUCAAAGGGAGCCAUAUCUUGCUGAUUUUGGGUUGGCAAGACAAGUUAUCAAUGUCCAACAGAGUGAUUGCCACAGUUCCAAGCAGCAGAACAGCCUGAGCAGGCCUCAACUUGCUGGUUCAUAUGGAUAUAUGGCUCCAGAGCAUGCAUCGAUGCAACGCAUCACAGAAAAGAGUGAUGUUUACAGCUUUGGAGUGGUCCUCUUAGAAGUUUUAACAGGGAGACAUCCAUUAGAUCCAACUCUGCCCGGGGGUGCUCAUUUAGUACAAUGGGUUCGUGACCACUUACACAGCAAGAAAGAAGCUGCUGAUAUUCUUGAUCCAAAGCUCAGAGGCAGAGCUGAUCCUCAGAUGCAUGAAAUGCUGCAAACAUUGGCGGUUUCUUUCCUCUGUGUAAGUCCGCGAGCUGAUGAUCGCCCGAUCAUGAAAGAUGUCGUGGCGAUGCUCAAGGAAAUCCGGCCUAGUGUGGAUCCUCGGUCAUCGGAUCAUGAUUUGCUCAAGGGGGGUCUAAAGGCAGCUUCGCCUAAAUUAUCUUCGCCUUCGCCUGCCAGGGCCCCGCCCCGUCUUGUGGUUUCACAAGGGUCGUCUAACUGCUCUUUUGCAUUCUCAGAUGAUUCAGUUUAAGGAUUGGAAGGAAAUGAAAUUGAGUGUGAUCAUUGUGAAUAUUAUUGCAUAGGAGACAGAGUGAGGAAAAAGCAUUGGUUGAUGUCAUUAGUAAUUUAGUACUCCUUCCGUCCCAAAAUUAUUGUCCAGUUUGAGUUUUCAUUUUUAGUUUAAAUUGUACUAAAAGUGAAAUCUCAAACUGGACAAUAAUUUGGGACAGAAGGAGUAUCAUAAUUUU
Messenger RNA from Oldenlandia corymbosa var. corymbosa, 3978 nucleotides. The record is from the annotation of a GenBank genome assembly. NCBI's taxonomy places the organism in Eukaryota, Viridiplantae, Streptophyta, Magnoliopsida, Gentianales, Rubiaceae.